CCCUCGCGCCGGCGGCGCUGGGCGCCGUUCUCGCCGGUGGCGGGGUGGGCAGACCCGUCGGCUACGCACCCGGGCGGAGCUGGGGCACUCGCCGGCGCGGCGUAGGGUCGCGCAAGGGCUGCCCGCGACGAGCUGCGGCGGCGGCAGGAGAGGCCAGCGCAAGGAGAACACGGCGAGGUCGCCAUGGCUGCCUAGAGGCCGAGCUCCGCCCCCAUCUUCAAUACUCCGUCCACGAGCCAAAUUAAUCCAAUUCCUCACAGGGAUAGCAGCUCCAUGACCUCCUCCAUCGAUCCCCUAACCUAGCCGGCCGAAUCCCCCGCCGAAGAGACGUCGUGCCGUCACGCCAUGAUCCUCUAGAACAACCUACCUCGACCUCUCCGCUCGUUUGACGAGGAACGCAGAGUUGCCGCCGCGGGCGCUGGUGGCCAUGCCGAUGAAUGUCGCCGGCGCGUUCUUCCUCGUCUCGGGCGAGCUCCAGUCACCGUCUACCUGUGCCAAGUGCGUCACCGCGUGUGCCUCAAAUUUCUGAACACUGUGGUAUGCUUCUUGGUCGCCGGUGAUCCUCGUAGUGUGGGAACGCCGCUCUUAGAGGAGGAAGAGGAGCUGCUGCACGCGGUUGGAUUUAGAGAAUCUGUUGGAUUUCAUUGCUCUUUUACUAGCUAUUUUAUUUUACAUAAUAGCUAAACCAGAAUUGUAGCUAUUCAUUUUUAAAAAAGCUGUUGGAGAUGCUCUAACAACCAACACCAACUAUUGGGCAAAUUAAUCCAUACAUAGCAUUUUUGCAGAACCAAUAAGGAUGCUUCAUGGUUCUUCUGCCUAUAUGGAUAAAAGAUAAAAAUGUGAAAUCUAAUUAGUACUAGAAUUAAAAAUGACAUUCUUGUAAAUUUUAAUAAAGUGUCUCGUAGACAAAAGCAGAAGCUGUUAGACCAAUCUCAAUAGGGUGACAUGAGCGUUAAAUUUGCUGAUGUGGUAGAAGAGAGAGAAGGGGAGUGUCACCAUGAUACUUCUUCGGCUCAGUUACCUAGUUUACAAUUUUGGUAACUAUAUGAUGACACUCCGAUUCAGACUGGUUUUAUGGUUAGUGCCUAGUGGCACUGCUAGUCAAUCAGUGCUAAUUCAGUGCAUAAAUAUUUAUGAAUAUUCCCACUAUUUUUUCAGUCAACACACUACACGUGGUUGUUUGAAGCAAAAUUAACAUGUGGUCAUACCUCAUGCAAACUCCACCGCGUAUGGUCACUAUUAGUUCUUCCUAGCUCAUAGAAACUCCAUUCCGCUUAAUUCGCUCUUCACUCACAAAAUUUCACACAUGGUCAUAGAGGUUGUCUUAUCAGAUAAAAGCUUCAUUUCUACAUGUGGUGGUUAAAACGUCUGUCCUCCGUAAGCCCCGCUUGCAUGUCAUAAACAAGAUGCAUGUGGAAAAAAUGAUGAGGGGGCUCAUGGUAAUUACAGUUUCUUUGCGUGUGCCAAACCUUAACCACCGGAAAAGCAACGGAGGAUAGUGGUGGUGCUUUCCGCGCAACCUUCCAUAAUAGCACCCAAAAAUACAAGCAGAAAAGCAAGAAGCGUGAGCACUUCCUUAUCGUCUCCUCCUUUCCUCCCCCGCAACCCCGAUCGAAUCGCUCGAACCAUCCCCAGGUUUGCGCGUCGAUCUAGGUUUGCGAGAGGAUCCAAUUUGAUCCCUCUCCCGUUUGAGCUUGUGAUCCUCGACGGAGUUCUUCGUUAGCCUUUUCCCCCCCGAUUUUUUUCGCUCAUUUGUUCGAGCUUUUCAAGAGCAGAAUAGACAGUUUCGAAUUCCGAUGCACCCAGGUCUCAAGAUCCAAUUGUGAGGACUUUCCCAAGCUCUCCGCGUCGAUCUGCACAAGAAGAUGGGUAACGCGGGUAGCAACGGUGGAGGCGCCGCCCCUGGUCAUCGCCGUCGGAGCUCCGGCCACGGCCACGGCCACCACCACCAGGCGCCUCCUCCUCCCCCGCCGCAGGAGACUGCGCCCAACCGCUACGUGUUCGCGGCGGCCACGCCGUACCCGCCCCAGUACCCUAACCCCAACCCGCCGCAGUACUACCCGCAGUACGGGAACUACUACCCGCCGCCCCCGCCGUCCGUGCCGGUGCCUCUCCCGGCGCCGUACGACCACCACCACAGGCCGCCCACCGCCGCCGGCGGGGAGUUCCCUCCCCCGCCUCCGGCCCACCCCCACCACUACCCUGGUUGGGCUGGGCGGUAUCCCUCCUACGGACCGCAUCUGCCUAUGCCGACGCCCUACGUCGAGCACCAGAAGGCCGUCACUAUCCGCAAUGAUGUCAACCUCAAGAAGGAAACGCUUCGGAUUGAGCCUGAUGAAGAGUGCCCUGGCCGCUUCCUCGUCUCCUUCACCUUUGACGCCACGGUCGCCGGCAGCAUGACUGUUUACUUCUUUGCAAAGGAAGAGCUCAACUGCAAUUUAGCAGCAGUGAAAGAAGACCUUAUUAAGCCAGUUACUGUUAGCUUCAAAGAGGGUCUUGGUCAAAAAUUCAGGCAACCUUCAGGGACAGGAAUCGACUUUUCAGUGUUUGAGGAAUCUGAUUUAUUCAAGCAGGGGGACAUGGAUGUAUAUCCACUUGCUGUUAAAGCUGAAACAGCAUCAGUUGAUCAACCAUUGGAAGGGGAAGACCAAAAGACGAAAACUCCUAACUCACAGAUCACACAGGCUGUGUUUGAGAAGAAAGAAAAUGGGGAGUAUCAAGUACGAGUUGUUUGUCAGAUCCUAUGGGUCAAUGGGACUAGGUAUGAACUGCAGGAAAUAUAUGGAAUAGGGAACUCCAUGGAAGGUGAUGCUGAUGCAAAUGAUCCAGGGAAAGAAUGUGUCAUUUGCCUCUCAGAGCCAAGGGAUACUACUGUUCUCCCUUGUAGGCAUAUGUGCAUGUGCAGUGAGUGCGCCAAGGUCCUACGGUACCAAACCACCCGGUGCCCCAUCUGCAGGCAGCCAGUUGAGCGUCUCCUUGAGAUCAAAGUCAACAACAAAACUGAAGAUCAGCAACAGACGCCCCAAUCACCGCCGCUGCCACCCCCAACCCCGCAGCAGGAAGAGGUGUACCCAUGAUUUUAAAAAAAUAUCAGCGCUCAAACACUUUAUGGGUCUAGUUUGCAGCCUCCGGGCUUUCCCUGAAUGUUGCUCUUCCCAUUUGAGCAACGGGGGAAUGUAAUCGAUACUUUACCUUUAGCAUAUGUAAGCUUCUGGCAUCGCAUGGCUAGGCCCGGUCUCCACUGUAUCUGGACUCUGGAGGUGGGAGACCGAGAUGGUGCCAUGAAGGGUAUGUGUACCAUAUACAUCGUGCAUGCGUGUGCCGUGGCUACCUGAAGAAGUGUAGGGAGGACUCAUGCCAGAUCGGCUUCCCCGUCAGGGAAAGAAAGGGAAGCGAGGGCGGACUCUGAAUUUGUACAAAAUGACUGUAUUUCACCUUGAUGCCAAGUCUUCUUUCUAGUGUUAUGCCUGAAGAAUCAGCGGGUA
Messenger RNA from Panicum virgatum (switchgrass), 3485 nucleotides. RefSeq names its product probable E3 ubiquitin-protein ligase LOG2. NCBI's taxonomy places the organism in Eukaryota, Viridiplantae, Streptophyta, Magnoliopsida, Poales, Poaceae. Bases 1866 to 3077 code for a protein of 403 amino acids. Gene Ontology annotation, molecular function: ubiquitin protein ligase activity. Gene Ontology annotation, biological process: protein ubiquitination. The transcript has 4 exons. The record is from RefSeq and is a predicted model, not a curated record.